UUAAAUUGGGAGUUCCCUUCGGGUGGACACCAGCAAUUAAUUGGUCCGUGCGUUUUACUCCGACGCCAUUCAAUUCAAUCCCAUUCCGUCAAUCCAAACAUUUAGCAUACAGUAAGUAGUACUAGUACUAGUACUCAACAUAGUCCACUAGACACGAGUCCCGCAGAAACACAGUACCUGGUUUAGAAUUAACAUUGGUCCAUUCCUCAGCCGUGUGGAGCAUCUGUUGACAGAAAUGAUCUCCAAUCAACAAAAUACGGGAUUUAAUACCUAUGACUGCUACCAACCCCGCAGCAUGGAAACGUUAAAGCUCCUCUCCAUCUCUCGGAACUUUACUCCAAAACAAGUUGUCUAUCUCCCUUCUUUCGCCUCUAUAUCCCUAGUUCCCACUUUACAGCCUCUUCUUUCUCUAUCGCAACCAUGCCUGGACGUCUAGAAGGUAAAGUAGCCAUCGUGACAGGAGCAGGCUCAGGCUUCGGUCACGGUAUCGCAAAGAAGUUUGUUGAAGAGGGCGCCAAAGUAAUCAUCGCCGAGUUAUCCAAGGAGAACGGCGAAAAGGUAGCGACAGAGCUAAGCAGCAAGUUCGUCUUCGCAGACGUGACCAGCCGAGAAUCCUGGCGGACAUUGCUUCAAACCGCACUGGACACAUACGGCAAGCUCGAUAUCGUAGUCAACAAUGCCGGAGCAACCUACUCCAAUAAACCCACAGGCCAAGUCACCGAUGCCGACUUUGACUUAUGCAUGAAUGUCAACGUGAAGUCGAUCUAUCUCUCCGCGAACGUCAUCGUGCCUUAUUUCGAGCAGAAUAACCACCCCGGAUGCUUUGUGCAGGUUUCUUCCACUGCUGCUCUUCGUCCGCGCCCCGGCCUGACUUGGUAUAAUGCGUCCAAGGCGGCUGUAUGCACUGCGACCAAAACAAUGGCCGUUGAGUAUGGCCCGAAGAAGAUCCGGUUCAACUGCGUUUGCCCUGUCGUUGGUAGUACUGGAAUGACGCAUCUGUUUCUUGGAAAGCCAGACACAGAAGAAAAUCGGGCGGCGUUUGUGUCCACCGUCCCCUUAGGACGUCCUAGUACUCCGGUGGAUGUUGCCAAUGCCUGCAGCUUCCUUGCAAGUGAUGAGGCGGAGUUUAUCACUGGAGUGGACUUGGAGGUUGACGGCGGUCGCUGUGUCUAGUCGCUGUUUAUAGUGGAUUGGCUGAUUAGUAUGCGUA
Messenger RNA from Aspergillus alliaceus, 1210 nucleotides. Its product is annotated as oxidoreductase, short-chain dehydrogenase/reductase family. Bases 421 to 1173 code for a protein of 250 amino acids. NCBI's taxonomy places the organism in Eukaryota, Fungi, Ascomycota, Eurotiomycetes, Eurotiales, Aspergillaceae. The transcript is spliced from 3 exons. The record is from RefSeq and is a predicted model, not a curated record.